AUGGCGGUCAUAGGGGUUCGUGUAUUGGCCACUCCCACCUCUGAUCUUGGCAAGAUUUUGGCUUGCAUGUAUGGUCCUGAAAUGGUGUUGGGUAAGAAAAACAUAGCUGCUGGAAUCCUGGAUGAUGAGAAGCCCGAGAAGUUGGGGGCCCUUCUUGCUGCUGUUAACAAUAAUGACAGCAGUCAUAUAGUUCAUGUUCCUUCUGGUCCAAAUGCCCUCUCUGAUAACAAAGCUCAGUGUUUCACGUAUGACUUAGAUGGCAGUACACCUGUUUUCACCAGAGAUGGGGAAGGAACAGGGGGAUUUGGUGCAGCUGGUGGUGCUCCCAGUUUUGAUUUUGGUUUUGAUCCCAGUCUAGAUCCUGAGCUAGCUCUUGCCCUUAGAGUUUAUUUAGAAGAGGAGAGAGUGCAAGGAAAGAAGAUGCUGCAAAAAGAGCUACUGAAGAAGCUUCUAGAAUAG
Molecule: messenger RNA, 459 nt
Organism: Juglans regia (Persian walnut)
Lineage: Eukaryota; Viridiplantae; Streptophyta; Magnoliopsida; Fagales; Juglandaceae
Product: 26S proteasome non-ATPase regulatory subunit 4 homolog
Exons: 4
Coding region: 1-459 (152 amino acids)
Biological process (GO): proteasome-mediated ubiquitin-dependent protein catabolic process
Cellular component (GO): nucleus; proteasome regulatory particle, base subcomplex; cytosol
Molecular function (GO): polyubiquitin modification-dependent protein binding
Source: RefSeq, a predicted model, not a curated record